AUGAAGUCCCUGCUCUUCAGCCGCUUCUUGCUGCUGCUGCCCUGGGUGCUCAUUGUUAUCAUCGUGCUGGACAUCGACAGUAGCCGGGCGCCGCUGCCCGCCCUGGCGCCCCGCGGCGGCGGUGGCAUCGGCGGGUCCCGUCCGGCGGCGGGACGGCUGCCCCCUGAGCGGCGGGGGCCCGAGGCGGCGCUGCCCACCAUCUAUGCCAUCACGCCCACCUACAGCCGCCCGGUGCAGAAGGCCGAGCUCACCCGCCUGGCCAACACCUUCCGGCAGGUGGCGCGGCUCCACUGGAUCCUGGUGGAAGACGCGGCGACGCGCAGCGAACUGGUGAGCCGCUUCGUGGCGGCCGCCGGCCUGCCCUGCACACACCUACACGUCCCCACGCCCCGCCGGUACAAGCGGCCGGGGCUGCCCCGAGCUACCGAGCAGCGCAACGCCGGCCUGGCAUGGCUGCGUCAGAGGCACCAGCACCUGCCGCCCCCGCAGCCCGGGGUGCUCUUUUUCGCCGACGACGACAACACCUACAGUCUGGAGCUGUUCCAGGAGAUGCGUACAACGCGGAAAGUCUCCGUCUGGCCUGUGGGACUGGUGGGAGGACGACGCUACGAGCGGCCGGUCGUGGAGAACGGCAAAGUGGUGGGCUGGUACACUGGCUGGAGAGCUGACAGGCCCUUUGCUAUUGACAUGGCAGGAUUCGCCGUGAGCCUUCAGGUGAUUCUGUCACAUCCCAAGGCCGUCUUCAAGCGCCGUGGUUCUCAACCAGGAAUGCAAGAAUCUGACUUUCUGAAACAGAUAACAACAGUGGAGGAGCUGGAGCCAAAAGCCAACAACUGCACCAAGGUCCUUGUGUGGCACACUCGGACAGAGAAAGUCAAUCUAGCUAAUGAGCCAAAAUACCACCUGGACACAGUCAACAUUGAGGUAUGA
Messenger RNA from Indicator indicator, 930 nucleotides. RefSeq names its product beta-1,3-glucuronyltransferase 2 (gene B3GAT2). Gene Ontology annotation, biological process: chondroitin sulfate proteoglycan biosynthetic process; carbohydrate metabolic process. The transcript is spliced from 4 exons. Bases 1 to 930 code for a protein of 309 amino acids. Gene Ontology annotation, cellular component: Golgi membrane. The record is from RefSeq and is a predicted model, not a curated record. NCBI's taxonomy places the organism in Eukaryota, Metazoa, Chordata, Aves, Piciformes, Indicatoridae. Gene Ontology annotation, molecular function: galactosylgalactosylxylosylprotein 3-beta-glucuronosyltransferase activity.